AUGUCCGGCCAGGUCGAGGCGUACCUCGGCUCCAUGCUCUCCGCGCACGCGGACCUGAAGGACCUCCUCGAGGAGAUGAAGACGCUGUACGAGAAGAGGCUGUGGCACGAGCUCACGCUGAAGCUCGAGGAGGCGGUCGCGCUGCCGAAGUUCCAGACGGGCGAUCUCCUCGUGAACCUGUACCACAACUUCAUCACGGACUUCGAGCACCGGAUCUCGCCGCUGAAGCUCGGGCACAUCGCGGUCGCGGUGUCGUCGAGGUACGCCGAUCGCCUCGCCGCGGCGCAGUUCAUGGACGACGUCAUCACGAAGAUCGCGGACCAGAAACAGCGCGGGCACGAGGAGCCCAUCUUAUACCUGAAGAUGCACGUCGCUCUGUUAAAAGUGCACGAGGGCGCCGCCGCCGACGCGAGAAAGAUGAUCGAAGAGGGCAAGGCUGCGCUGGACGCCCUCCCGUCCGUGGACCCCUCGGUCAGCGCGGCGUUUCACUACGUCAACGCGCAGUACCACAAGAGCAAGCAGCACUUCUCGGAGUUUUACCGAACCGGGAUGCUCUACCUCGCGUACGUCUCGAGCGACACGCUGCCGGCGGAGACGCGACGCGAUCUCGCGGUGGAUCUCUCCCUCGCCGCGCUCCUGGGCGACGACUCGUACGACUUCGCGGAGCUCAUCGCGCACCCGAUCAUGACCGCGAUCGACGACACCGCGUUCGCGUGGCUCAAGUCGCUCGUCGCCGCGUUCAACUCGGGGGACAUGGCGGCGUACGACGCGUUGUGCGUGAAGCACGCCGCGUCGCUAAACGCGCAGCCCGCGCUCGUGGCGAACGAGCGGAAGCUCAGGGAGAAGAUCACGAUCCUGUGUCUGCUGCAGAUUCUGUUCGAGCUCCCCGCGGAGUGCCGCGAGAUCUCAAUCGCGGACAUCGCGGCGCGGACGAAGCUCGGCGUGGACGGGGUGGAGUACCUGCUCAUGAAGGCGCUCUCCGUGAGGCUCAUCGAGGGGGUGAUCGAUCAGGUGGAAGGGAAGGUGAACGUGACGUGGGUCACGCCGCGGGUUUUGUUGAAGCCGCAGAUCAAGGAGCUGAGCGUGCGUUUGGACGGGUGGAUCGAGAAGGUGAAGAGCGUGGGGGAGUCGUUGCAGGAGGAGAUUCCCACGCUCGCGACGAUGGCGUGA
Molecule: messenger RNA, 1170 nt
Organism: Micromonas pusilla CCMP1545
Lineage: Eukaryota; Viridiplantae; Chlorophyta; Mamiellophyceae; Mamiellales; Mamiellaceae
Exons: 1
Coding region: 1-1170 (389 amino acids)
Biological process (GO): ubiquitin-dependent protein catabolic process
Cellular component (GO): nucleus; proteasome regulatory particle, lid subcomplex; cytosol
Molecular function (GO): structural molecule activity
Source: RefSeq, a predicted model, not a curated record